UAAAGUAACAUGUCUUGAAUCAGACGAGAAUAAGUACUUUUGAAGCCUUUGUAUCUUGCUCACUCUCACAGAAGCUUUCGCGAAAUUUCUCCUCGUCGACGUCGACUCAUUUAUUAUCACUAACCGCUAAUUAAGAACAGAACUUUGAUUUCCUGACGUUUCUAGAUACGACAGCUAGAGAUCAUCACGUUUACGUCAUUCCGGCCCUGGCAUCGAAAGUAUGAGGCGAACUCCUUGUUUAAUUAAAAGCAUAAAAGAAUCUCGUCAAAUGUCAGAAGAACACUUGAAAAGUAAUUAGCCCGGGACGACGAUCAAAUUUUUUUCUGAUCUUUUCCCGGCCGCUUCGAGUUGUGGUGGUUGAAUUACUAGUUGAAGGAGAGUUCUCUGUACGUGUUAAAAUUCAAGUCAUGUGGAGAGAUUUGCCAGAAUUAAAGGAUUUUGUUAAGGUGAAGUCAGUUAUUGCGCAAGAAGUGUGAAUGGGCCAAGAUCACAAGCCAAAAUCAUUUACGAUCUUUGUCAGUUUAGCUGACACGACAAACAAAUUGUCGGUGGUGAUUAAUAAUGGUCGAGACAAGAGCUGAAUUUAAGAAGUACUGACGUCAUCGCUGAAACACCAAAGAUCUAUUAAGCCUCUUCACGAACAAUAACCAAAUACAAAUAAACCUUGGUGCUUUGUGUCUCACUUUCCAUAAACAAGGCUUCUUGUGAGUGAGAUGUUGCGCUAAAGAAACGCCAUGUAUGGGAUGCUCUUGGAAAGCGUAGAGCAUUUCUUGAAAGAGAAAUACGGUGAAAAAAAUUGGCACUUAAUUCGUCUACGGACAGGAAUUAAAAAUCAUGUAUUUGUGACACACGAACGGUACUCUGAUCAUCUAAUGUUGGAAAUCGCUUCUGCAGCGGUAGACGUACUUGGGAAUGAGACAAAAAUGACCUCGGAAGAUUUUAUUCAAUUUUUUGGGACGUGCUUUGUGAAGUUUUUCAGCAACUACGGUUACGACAGGUUUAUACAAAUAAGCGGCAGACAUUUUAGUGAUUUCCUACGUGGAAUUGAUAACUUGCACGAGCAUAUGCGAUUUGCUUACCCAAAGCUUAUGUCACCGUCGUUUUACUGUUCAGAGGAGACAAGCACGGGAUUACUGCUACACUACAAAUCUAAACGGACAGGAUUCCAGCGAUACGUAAUGGGGCAAAUCAUGGAAGUGGCGAGUAUGUUCUACGACAUCGCUGUUGAGAUGCAAGUACUCAACAGUACUUCGAGCGAGGCCGGUUGUCACGUUGUGUACAAACUUAAUUUCGACAACUUGGCUUUUAAACCUCCUACGCCUGACGCUCUGUCCAUUCAACAAAAUCGUGACUUAUCUUGCGAGGCUUUUUUUCAUAUCAUGCCGUUUAGUUUUCUAGUGACGUCCGACAUGAAUAUACAAAUGGCCGGAAAGGCAUUAUCUUCGAUGCUCGGAACCAUACUAGUUGGAAGUCGUGUAGAUGCAGUUUUUACCUUACGACGACCACAAAGGGAAUUUUCCUGGGAAAAUAUAAAAUCAUGGAAUGUCAUCUGCGAAUUAGUCGCCAAACGUCCAUGCUUGAAGAAUCACUCCAUCGAAAAACCUCCUCUGAGAGCUGUUAAAUCAGUGGAUAAAGCAGAUUUUAUGGUACCCAGAGACACGAACCACAAUGUGGAACUUAGAAAGAUAUUAGACAAAACUGAGCAUCAGAACGGUUUUGCGGGCCUUAAAUCACGGCGACAUAGUGACCUUCCUCUAAAUGGCACUUUGGUGACAAAAUUUUGUGGAAAUGACUACUCGGCUAAAGUGUUUAGACCUUUACAUCUUAGAGGUCAGAUGAAAUAUCUGAAGAAAUACGAUAUGGUGUUGUUCAUUUGCUCUCCCAUGAUAAGCAGUGUAGAAGAAAUGGCUCGCACAGGGAUGUACAUUAGUGAUCUGGAAAUGCAUAACUCCUCGCAAGAGAUGGUUCUAUCUGGCAUCCAGCCUCUCCCAGAGCUUGAAUAUGCACGUGAUCAGCUCUUGGAACGAGGGAAGAUGCUAGAGGUGAAUUUAGAGAAUCUUGAUCAGGAAAGGCAGAGGAGCGAGGAACUUCUCUAUCGAAUGAUGCCAAAAGCUGUUGCUGACCGAUUACGAGAUGGUCAGAAAGCUGUUGAAACUUGUGAGCAUUUUGAUAGUGUCACCAUCAUGUUCAGCUACCUGGAUAAUUUUGACAACAUUUGCGCCAGUGUUUCACCAAUGGAAGUGGUCAGUCUAGUCAAUAAGAUGUUCUUGAAUUUUGAUAAACUGAGUGAAAAGCACGACGUCUACAAGUUUGAGACCCUUGGGGACGCGCAGUAUAUGGUGGUCAACGGUGUACCAGUUAGAAAGGACCGACACGUGGAGCCUGUGGCUGCAAUGGCCCUGGAUAUUUUGGAUUCAGUUCGAGAACUGAAACAUCCCACUUCAAAGAAAUCAUUAACUGUCUCAAUAGGGAUACAUCUUGGGCCGGUGGCAGCUGGACUCGUGGGGGUAAAAAUGCCACAGUACUGUCUGUUUGGUGAUAGCGUGAACACGGCGGCAAGACUCAGAACAACUUCUCUUCCAAUGAGGAUUCAUAUAAGUCAAAGCUGCCACGAAAGCUUGAGGGAGAUCGGCUUUCAAACAGAGUUUCGGGGUCGAAUAGAACUAAAGGGAAGAGGAAAGAUGCAUACUUAUUGGUUGAUAGGCAGGAAGAAAGCGACUGAAAUGCAAGACCCAGCUUCUUAAUGAAAGCUAUACUCAAGAUCAUGAGGAUAGGGAAAGAAUUGCUGAUCAAUGAAUUUCUUGAUUGUUAAACAAAUUCUCGUUGUCAGUGCUAUGGGAAAGGUAUAGAAAGCUCGGUUUUAAAUUAUCACCUCCUUUCCUAUUCCUAUUUAAUACUUGUUUUGGGAUUUUAUUGGAUUUAACUUAUUUUUUCACAGUAUUACUGAAGAGCGACAUAGCCAGCUGAAAAUUAAUGUUUACACGUGACCUGCACCAACACAACUUGUGCAAAUUUUCAUACGUAUUUAAGAGUUUAAGUCAGUAUAUUUAUAACCUUCUUUUGAGGAUGGAUAGUUUUGUUGCUAAUUAAAAGGAGUUUAAUAAAAAAAAAAAUGCAAAAACAGUUUUAAAACAUUGUGGUUGAUAUGUACAUAUAUUUGAUGGACAUCGAAAGGUGACCUUAAUAACGAAAACGACCUUUCCAAUUUUCUUCAGAGUAUACAUGUUUUUAUCUUUAAAGACUUUCCGUCUGGUUAACUUUCCCCUCUACUUGAAGAUCACUCUUUAUUUGAUUCUUCCUUUUGUUUUGAAUUUUCGUUGUUUGUCUGCUUUUCAUCUGAAGACGUUACGCUCAGUAAUCUAUAGAGAAAAUGAAAAUGUGACUAUUAAAUUACAAAAAAUUAGAUAAACAAAAAAAUGAACAGUCAAAUAAGCUUGCAAAUAGACAUAAAUUCGGCUAUAAAGUCAUAACUUGCAAUGUUCAUGUGGUAAUAUAUAUCUUUAUUUCAAUACUGCGGCAUACAGAUAUUGCCCGGGAGAAACCUGCACACAAAAACUACAUUUUUAUUGUGUUGCCGUCCGAAUAUGGCGGUCUGGACUAACAUAUACUACGGAGGUUAUUCGGAGUUACAGAUUCGGACAAGGUGAAUGCCACUUUUUAACAAGUAAUGCUGUUAGCUUGCGUCCUCUGUUGAUGGAAAAAUUGAUAUAUUACUCUAGAAAUACACUACAACUUGAACUAAUUGAGCCUUCAAAUAUACAAAGGAGGAUUUGGUGUAUUAUACGACUGUACAUACUUAAAAAAAA
Stylophora pistillata is the source of this 3806-nucleotide messenger RNA. RefSeq names its product soluble guanylate cyclase 88E. Gene Ontology annotation, cellular component: guanylate cyclase complex, soluble. Gene Ontology annotation, biological process: response to oxygen levels; cGMP biosynthetic process. Gene Ontology annotation, molecular function: heme binding; guanylate cyclase activity. The record is from RefSeq and is a predicted model, not a curated record. NCBI's taxonomy places the organism in Eukaryota, Metazoa, Cnidaria, Anthozoa, Scleractinia, Pocilloporidae.